CAACAGCACCACCCGCGAGGCUCACCCCGCGACCAUCCGGACAAACAACUCUACAACUUACCAUCAUUCACUUCCCAUCCCGGCCACAUCGCCAAACAUACAACAACACUCUCCCCGGCGCAUGUACAGACGAACGCGCGACCAACGAACCCGCACCGUAUAGCGAGCAACUGUCCGAUCGAGCUCGCUGCGAACAGAUGCAAUCGCGCACAACCCGGCAUUCUGCUUAGGUCGACGACGCAGCAGCUUGUCGCAGAGACGGAUUUCCACAGCCAGUCACGUCGUCGUUGUCCUCGUCCUGCGCGAUCACCAUGUCUUUCCGAGGCGACGGUCAGCGCCGUUAUGGCCAUAUCCCCCCGGUACAAUACCCCACACCCGACCAGUCGCAAGAUCAGUCGGCUUACCUCGGGCGGCGGCCGAGUUUCAACAACGGCGAUGAUGCCGCAAUGUUUGAUCAGAGCCGGGCGCAAGCUCGUGGUCAUCAGCAGUCCGCCUCGAGAGGAGGCGAAGACGAACUCUUUUUGACGAGCCCGACAACUUCAAGCCAUUCUGGAGGCCGGCACAGCUACGGAUCGACAAACAAUGCGCUUUCUGGUUACCAACACCAGUACCAAGCUUCCUCGCCUCCAACCUCUUCGCAUUCUAGCUACAACCCCCAGGCCUUUGCGCGGACGCCUUCGACGGCCUCGACAUCUCUCCCAUACCACCCCGGUCCCCCGAGUCGAUACGGAUCUGCCGCUUCGCCGACAUCAUACACAGCUCCAACACAAUCUAGCUACCAGCCGGCGGCGUAUAAUCCGGCUGCAUAUGCGAGCACAACAGCCCCCCAGCGUCAACCGACAUACUCCGGCUAUAACAACUACAGUCAAAGCUACGGUUCUCCGACGGCUCCUCAAUCCUCUCAGGGGUUCGGCCACUCACCUACCUCCUCAUACCAGGGCACUUUCCCCUCCGCGCCAUCCGCGACUUCGCCGGCACCGACCUAUGACUCGACUUUUUCGCAGUCUUAUGGCAACAACUACAACUCCUAUCCAACAAAUGGUAACAGCUCGGCAGCGUCGUACGCUUCGGACAACUCGCAGACACCCUACCCGAUCCAGUCAUCGAUGCCCGUCGGGCCAAACUACGCCGAUCCCUCUUCCUUUUACAGCAGGUCUGACUCGGCAGCAUCCCCGAUUCCGUCUCCGCAGAUUCAACAGCAGCACUCCCCCGGCUUGCAACGACACCCUACAAAUGCCCCUCUACCCAGCCGGCCUAUGGAUGAGCCCACCUGGGACCCGAGCUCCAUCACUCCCACAGACGAGGACCAAGCUCAACUACAAGACUCUCUGCUCCAAGACAUCGAGGCUGAGUUGAGCGGUCGGCACCGCCCCAUGCCCAUCAACGGACAAUUCUCCGACGACGAGCUUCAAGGACUACGGCGGUAUAACUCAGAUCUGGCUUCCGCCGGCAUGGCACCCACCUCGAACGCGCCGACUGCCAACCGGGCUCCGAUUCCGACAAUCGAUUAUGACGAUGAUGAUGACGACCCAGAGGGAACUGCGGGGGUGUUGGCAAUGCAGCAAGCGGAGCUGGACGACAAGAGAUUCAGCAGCGUGCCAUUUGCUUUCCCCGAGCCAGUCACUAUGAACCCUCUUCCACCGCCACCCGAAGAACAGAGUGAUGAUACCGACUACGGCGGUAUGGACUUGGGUGCGCUCGCUGGCGGGUAUGCUGGCAACCUGGCAUACGGCAGCGAAGUUGGUCCAACACCGGCCCAGGACGGAUCACGGCCGCUGCCCAACCCCAACGAGUACGAUGUUUCUCACGAGGCCUACGAACGGGCUCCUGCUUUCCGAGAUGCUGAAGUCGACUACGGCGGUACUGGCGGCCUGCAGGCACCGUCCGCUCACCGGCUGAGCUUCGACGAUGGCGAUGAACACGUAUCGCUGCACUCGAAACAGAGUGGCAGCGAGUCACCGUACAAGGAGGACUACCCUGACCUCUACUACCAUCCAGGUCUUUCCAAUAGACCGCUUCCGGCGCUUCCCCCAGGCCCCGGUAGCGACACAAGCUCUCUACUCUCAGUUCAUCCAACAACUCGCAGCUACCACUCCCACUCGCUCAGCACCGACUCGAGGACACUGCAUGAUGGCGGUUCGGACUACCAUGGAGGAGGUUCUACUACCGGCCUCAACUCUCCAUUCCCGGAGCGAUCCAUUUCCCUGUCGAGCCACAGCCACACGCCCCAAGUCCAAGCCCCGGUUCGGUCACGGACAGACGCCGCAGAAGAGAGGAGGAAGAUGGCCCGCUACCAGACUCAGCAACAACAGCUUGCGGCGCAACAAGGCCUCCCAUACGAUGGGUAUGAGUCGAAUACUCCGUCCUCAAUGACGUACGACGUGAUUACACUACCUAGCGGCCGUAAGAGGAAGUUUGUGCCGUCCAAGCUUACUUCUGGCGAUAUCAGGAGGUGCUCUGAACCCUGGGCUCUCAGUGGAAUCGCCUCAUGGAUUCGCGAAAUGGCCGAUGGCGAACCGGACUUGAAGCAGAAAACAGUCGAAGAGGCAUUGCUCAAGCUAUUCACCGAAAAGGUUCCAACCAUCAAUGUUGCCGAUGCUGAGCUCCUGAGCACACUCGUCUCACAGCUGAUGCUGGACGCUGGAGUUCUUGUGCCAGAGGAGGAGUGGGUCAAGUUCGGAAGCGGUACAAUAUCCGGAGUCCUACCUCAAUUGACGGGCUAUGGCUGUUAUGCUUCGAAGUUGCAUGAUGACGACUCGCAACCUGGACGCUGCUACUCGCAUCAUUGCAUGAGGACGCUCAGAAAGGCCAACCUGGAUGAUAUGCUCCUCGAAGAGGUUAAGCCGGCGGAUUGGAAUGUUCAUUAUAAGAUACAAGACGCGGAACUCGCCGAAAAGCCCAAGAAGGAGAUUGAGCGUCAGCACGUCCUCCAUGAGAUCGUCAACAGCGAGGAGUACUUUGUCAAUCAGCUCGAGGUUCUCCGCGUACUAUACCGAGACCAUCUGCGGAACUCUCAGCCUCCCAUCAUUCCACCCAACAAGAUCGAUAAGUUCCUUCAAGUCGUGUUUGGGAAGGCAGACGCCGUCCAGCUCGUUAACAAGGACAACCUUCUAGCACAGCUCAAAUACCGGCAGCAAGAGCAGGGCCCCUGGGUGUCAGGAUUCUCUGAUGUCUUCCGUGAAUGGAUCCGGAAGGCCAAAGAUAUCUACAUCGACUAUGCGUCUCAAUUCCCGUAUGCAGAGUACAUGGUGCGGAAAGAGUCUGACCGAAAUCUUUUAUUCCGCAAUUUCCUAGAGCAGGUCAUGAGACACAAGCGCUCCGAACGUCUGGGAUGGCAGCAUUUCCUCAAGACCCCCAUUACACGUCUGCAGAGAUACUCUUUGCUUUUAGAAACGGUUGAGAAGAAGACCCUUCGAGACGAUGAGGAGAAGGCCAACUUGGCCAGGGCAAUCGCCGAGAUCCGCAAUGUCACAAUGGAAUGUGACACAAAGGUUGCCGAGAUGCAAAAGAAGGUUGAAAUGAUGGAGCUCAACUCAAUGCUCGUCCUCAGGCCUGGUUUCCACUCCGUCCUCAACCUUGACCAUCUCGGUAGGGAGCUUAUCAAGCAGGGCGAUCUGCAGAGAAUGGGCUCGAAGGGUGUCAGAUGGGUGGACACGCAUGCCUUGCUCUUUGACCACUACUUCAUCCUCGCAAAGGUCGUGAGUCCGAAAGACGUCAGAGGGGAGAAGAAGUAUGACGUAUCAAAAGAGCCCAUUCCUAUGCCUCUGUUAUUCCUCGACAGCAUGAACGACGACCCCAUUUCGAAGCAGAAGGGUAUUACUGCUCCUUUGGCCCGCGCUGGCGGCGCAGGUUCAGACCCAAGGUUGAAUAGGAUUGCUACCAACGGCACUGAGCGUCCGGGACUGGAACAUGUCGCAACAAGCUCUUCGGUUGGAUCGACCUCAGCGGCCAGGCUUACGCCGACAAUGUCCAACGACCCUGAGGGCAAGAUCCUCUACCCUUUCAAGAUCAAGCACCUGGGCCACGAGACAUACACACUGUAUGCUACAUCUGCUCAGAGCCGCGCUGAAUGGGUUGAGAAGAUUAUCGAGGCCAAGACACGGCACGCCAAAGCUCUCUUCUCUCAGAACGCUGAGCCAUUCCGUCUACGCGUACUGGCAGACAGCGCAUUCGUAUAUGAUGCGGCUUCAGCUGUCGGCAGACAACCAGGCGUUCCCAUCCGCGGCACCCCUCUCGACCGAGCUGUUCGGGAGAUUGAGGAAGUGUACGGACCAGGCAGAGGACCAGCUCCCGUAUGCAGAGCCCAGGUCAAUUGUGCUUGCGGCUUCAACGCAUUUGGCAAGUCGAUCGUUGCCAUUGGAACAGACUACGGCGUGUACAUCUCCGAUGCCACGAAUCCCCGCGGCUGGAUGAGGAGUGUGCAAACAAAUAGAGUGACACAAAUAGCUGUUCUGGAGGAGUUUUCCGUGUGUCUCGUGAUUGCAGAUCGCUCUCUCAUCGCUUACCCCCUCGAUGUAAUUGCGCCAGUAUCGAACUUCCCUGCCCCUGCUCACGACAACCCGAGACGGGCGCCACAAAGGUUAGCAAAGGACGUUGCCUUCUUUGCCACGGCGCGCAUGAAGGAACGCAUGUUGGUAUUCUUCAAGCGGAAGGAAGGUAUGCACAACACCUUCAAGGUACUCGAACCCGUCUUCCAAAAGGCUUCAGAAAAGAGACCUCGGAUCUUUGGUGGCCGCAAGGGUUUGGGGGGCAGCACCGACUCCUUCCGCGACUACGACGAAUUUUACCUUCCGACGGAAUGCUAUUCUCUCAAUCUCUUCCAGAGCUAUAUCGCCGUAUCAACGGCAAAAGGGUUCGAGUUGCUUACCCUCGACAAGAAGCAGACAAUGUCCAUCCCGGAUCUGAAACAGCCUGCCAUUGCGAACAUUGCAAGCAGGAUACGGGAUCAAAGACCUCUAGGCAUGUUCAGGUUGAACGACCAAGAGUUCUUGCUGGCGUACGAGGAUUGUGCCGUCUACGUAGACAAGCACGGCGACGUGAGUCGCACUUUGAUUAUGGAGUACUCGGGCAAGCAGAAGAAGGCUAUGAGCGCGACAAUGUAUGGCCAGUACCUUCUCCUUUUCAACGGAGACUACGUUGAGGUGCGCAACGCCGAGAACGGUCGCCUCAGACAAAUCAUUGCAGGUCGCGAUGUUAGGUGCCUUGACUUUGGCGUUAGAGGCCCCACUGGUGGCAAUGCCUCUGCCUCACAAAACAGUUGGCUCGGCGGGCAGACACCCGCAGGGGAGGACUCCAAGGGAACAGUCAAGAUAUCCAUGAGUCACCCAGAACAACACGGCGUGCAGGUCGUUCUCGAGAUGCUUCUCAACAACGGGCAUAUGGAGAAAUAGAACAGGACAGUACGGUGGUUCAUAUCGGACGAGAUGCAUCGGGAUGCCAUGAUUGAUGA
Messenger RNA from Colletotrichum phormii, 5449 nucleotides. RefSeq names its product CNH domain-containing protein. The transcript is spliced from 3 exons. Gene Ontology annotation, molecular function: guanyl-nucleotide exchange factor activity. The record is from RefSeq and is a predicted model, not a curated record. The coding region runs from base 312 to 5390 and encodes 1692 amino acids. Lineage: Eukaryota; Fungi; Ascomycota; Sordariomycetes; Glomerellales; Glomerellaceae.